UAAUGAAAGCGCAAUAUGUUCAAGCGAAUCUACUUGGUAGGUUACGGAUGCAACAAUGCGAAAGUGAUCACCUCACCUGCACACUUCGAACUCCGACUUUUCCCACGAACCCGUGAACGCAACGGAGCACCGUCCACCAUGGCGGCCCAGCGUAAGAAUUUGAUGCAGAGCCAUCAGAGCUGGACAGAUGACCUGCCUCUGUGUCAGAUGUGUGGGGUGGGCACAGCACCAAACUGUGUUUACGGGCCUGACGGUAAAGGAACUCAAAGCCACACCAAUGAGGACGGACAUCUUGGUUUUAGAGGCGAGGAUGGCUGUUUCCUGUACGGGGUUUUUAACGGUUAUGAUGGCAGCAGAGUGGCCAGUUUCGCCUCCCAGUGUCUGACAGCUGAACUGCUGCUAGGACAGCUCAACUCCAGUCACACUGACAACGAUGUCCGCAGGAUCCUCACACAGGCCUUUGAUGUGGUGGAGAAGAGCUACUUUAAGACCAUAGAUGAUGCUCUGGCUGAGAAAGCUCACCUAUCCAACUACCUUCUACCACACAAUGAGAAUGUGUCAUUCCAUCACUCUCAGAGUCAGAAGGUCCAGGAACGCCUGAAGGAGCUGGAGCAGGAAGUCUCAGGAGGAGCCACGGCUGUGGUGGCUUUGAUCCUCAAUAACAAGCUGUAUAUUGCUAAUGUUGGUACCAACCGUGCACUGCUGUGUAAGUCUAGCAGCGACGGGCAGAACCAGGUUCUCCAGAUCGGACGACCUCACAGCACUGACAAUGAAGACGAGCUGCAGAGACUGGCUGCGCUAGGCGUGGAUUCAGCCCGGGUGAAGCAGGCGGGACAGAUCGCUGGUCAGAGCAGCACAAGGAGACUAGGAGACUACAGGGUCAAGUUCAACUACAAUGACAUCGACUUACUCAGUGCGGCCAAGACGAGGCCAAUCAUUUCAGAGCCGGAGAUUCAUGGCAGCCAGCCUUUGGACAGCGUGACGGGCUUCUUGUUGCUGCUGUCAGAGGGUCUCAUCAAUGCCCUUGAGUCUGCCCAUGGAGCCGAACAAGCUAAUCAGGAAAUAGUUGCCAUGGUAGCAGCAGAACUGGCCCAGCAGACCAGUCUGGAGGCAGCAGCUCAGUCGGUGGUGGAGCGUGUCAAACGGCUUCACCACGACGUUUACGUAUCUGGCCGUCAGAGGGCGACUUACUGUUCCCGACACGAGGACAUGACCCUGCUCAUCCGCACGCUCAACUAUCCGCUGGCUGAGGGCGCGCUAACACCUACACAGGGUGGGCGUAUCUAUCCCGUUUCAAUUCCCUACUCCAACAGCCAGAGCACCAGUAAAACCAGUGUCACCCUCUCACUGGUCAUGCCCUCUCAAAGUGGUACCCUCACCAAUGGAACUAACACAGCCUCCACUCUGGAGGAGGAAGGCACCCCCACACCAGGCAGUCAGAGCCCCACCGCCACCCUCCAGUCCACCAACACCCAGACGCAGAGCUCCAGCUCCAGCUCAGGGGAUGGGAGCCUUUUCCGACAAAGAGGCAGCCAGGCAGCUCAGCCCGACGAGACGGGCCGGGUCCCGCCUUACGUGGACUUCAGUCAGUUUUACCACCUGUGGGGGAGCGAUCACAGCGACAGCCAGAGCGCCCAGGGAGGACUGGGACCCCAGUGAAGGAGGACAGGGAGGGUGCUGGGUUCAGGUUUGAAAGGGAUGGACUUGGUUUUCUGGCAGAAAGUUGCCAGCGUGGAGGAAAGACGAGGGUGAUUAACCAAAUGUUGAGUUUAGCUAGUAUGCAAAGAAAAUCCCCUAAAACAACAUCACCAGGUUAACUCUUCUGUAAGAGAUGCUGGUCAUGAGUCAUUGUGAAUAUAAUGUAUGUUAUCAAGAUUAUAGCUGUUACUGUCAGAUGUCAAAUGUAUCCACAAACACGUGUCUCACAGACCUGAGAGUUUGUGGCGGUGAGAAUGCUAACACACUGUAAGGCCUUAUAAUGGGAUGAAUGGACGGGUUUGAAAGUUGUUGUUUUUUUUGUUUUUUUUAAAUGAAAGUAUAUAUCUGAAUGAAACAAUAUGCUCUCCCGGCUUCUCUUUAUACCGACAACAUGUGACAGUUGAGCAUUUCGUCCUCUUGUCUGAAACAUUGAAGAUUGUUCAUUCAACAGUUCCACAGGUUAUUGUUCCUGUUGAGGGAAGCAAAGAAAUGUACGAAAAAGUCGCCUGAGACCUAACAUACAGCAGUGAGCAGACUUUAGUAGUUGGAUGGUAAAGAAAAAUGUACUGAAAGCGAGGGGAUAACGUUUUCUUUUGUUCCUAGUGAUGUGUCCCUUUGCAAAACUGCUCCUACCAGCUCUAGUUUUGCAGGCAACAUGUCUGUUAGUCAACUGAAAACAAAAGCAGGUUAUUUCGACUCUUUUUUUUAUGAUUGAACAAAUGGCGAAAAAAAUCAUUAUAAGGGAAAGCAACAUAAUUUGCUUCAUCUUGGAAGGAAAAUGAGCAACAAGCAACAUUGUAUUGCCUUGACGAAUCAAGAAAAGCUAUCAGCAUGUUUAAGACUUCACAAUGUAAGAUGUUAAUAUAAUCGCAGUUUGGAAAUAUUCUUUAUAACCUUAAAAUGUUUACUUCAGUUGCUGAAACAGAGUCAAAUUAAAUUAUUGUGAAAACAUUGGAAAA
This is a messenger RNA of Labrus bergylta (ballan wrasse), 2657 nucleotides long. RefSeq names its product TGF-beta activated kinase 1/MAP3K7 binding protein 1 (gene tab1). Gene Ontology annotation, biological process: protein dephosphorylation. Gene Ontology annotation, cellular component: cytosol. The record is from RefSeq and is a predicted model, not a curated record. Gene Ontology annotation, molecular function: protein serine/threonine phosphatase activity. NCBI's taxonomy places the organism in Eukaryota, Metazoa, Chordata, Actinopteri, Labriformes, Labridae.